AUGAUUAAUGAUUUGGAUAUCAACUUGUGCCCACUUUCUCCUUUGGAAUUUCAUACAAAUUAACAGCAGAUAAUUUCUGAAUAAUUCUUGGAAUAUGAGAAUCGUUCUAAAAAAUGUAGAGUUAGUUCCUAAUGUUUACUAAUAAAAAAGUACUAUUUUUAGAAUCAUUAUAGAAAAAUUAGACAAAAGAAAUCUAGGCCAUCUGUCCUUCGAAUAGAAGAAGUAGUUAGAAAUGUGAAGUUGUACAAUACUUGUUCGAGCCAACAGAAUCUAGAGAAUCUGGAAAUUAUUUAAAAUAAACCUCUUGUGAAAUCUAGUUGAAAAGAUUU
Molecule: messenger RNA, 329 nt
Organism: Paramecium octaurelia
Lineage: Eukaryota; Ciliophora; Oligohymenophorea; Peniculida; Parameciidae
Source: the annotation of a GenBank genome assembly